AUGAUAAGUAAUCACUUCAGCAUGUUCUACUAUCAUGCCCUUUUGUUUGGUGUGUAUGGUCUAAAUUAUUGGAGUGAUGGGGGCUUCAACGGGCAUUGCCUGGUACCAUUGACAGUUUGUUCAUGUGGUGGAUGGGCUGGAGAUGCUCUAUGCGACCUGAUAAAAGUGAAGGUUGCUCUUUGGAUGAAAUCUCACUCAAUUGGCAGCUCUUACACAGUCACUGAGUUCACUGAGAAUUUACAACAGUGGAACGGCAUUUUGUGUAGUCGCCAACAUCCUGAUAGAGUCAUUGGGAUAACUCUAAGGUCACAAGGCCUGGUUGGAUCACUCUCAUCUCAUGUAGGAAACCUCUCCUUCCUCAAAAGAAUCAUUCUUCCAAACAAUAGCUUCCACGGCCCAAUUCCACAGGAGAUGGGUCGCUUGUUUCGGCUUCAAAUAAUAGAAUUCAGCAACAAUUCGUUUGACGGUCAAAUACCAACCAACCUUUCUCGCUGCUCAAAACUUGAAUAUCUGGACUUCGUCAACAACAAUCUAACUGGAAACAUCCCAGCUGAGUUGGGCUCUUUGUCAAGGCUUCAAACUUUAGCCUUGAAUACAAACAAGCUUUCAGGUACCAUCCCUCCUGCCAUUGGAAACCUCUCAUCUCUUUCCUAUCUCGAUUUAUCGAAAUGUAAUUUGCAUGGGGAGAUUCCGGCGGAAAUUGCUAGGCUUCGAGGCCUGGCAUCUGUCUACUUAUAUGCGAGUAACCUAUCUGGCAAGGUUCCGUCUGGCCUUUACAAUAUCUCUACCAUCAAUUGCUUAUUACUACACUAUAACCAACUUGAAGGCAAUAUUCCUUCUGAUAUAGGCUCCACACUUCCAAAUCUCAAGUUACUUCAUCUUUACCGCAAUUUAUUUACUGGAACAAUUCCUACUUCACUGUCAAACGCUUCGGAGCUCGAAUCAAUACAAUUAUGUGAAAAUGAUUUCAGCGGGACAAUGCCGAGGGAUCUUGGAAAACUUCUGAGUCUUCGAUGGAUAAGUGUUCCUCAAAAUCAGUUGCAGGAUGACCUCACUUUUAUUUCGUCUAUAACAAAUUGCACCCGUUUGCAACUUAUUGAUAAAAUUGUUCCAAUAAUUAAUGCGGGUGACAAUCUUUUUAGAGGUUCAUUGCCUGACUCCGUAGCUAAUCUCUCCACAUAUCUUAGCUGGAUAGAUUUGCACAAUAAUCAAAUACAUGGAAUCAUUCCUUCAGGCAUCGGGAACCUCCUUAACCUCACUGUCUUAUCUAUGUCAACAAAUAAUCUUGCUGGCCCUAUUCCAUCCUCCAUUGGAAGACUUCAAAAGCUGCAUGCUCUGUACUUAGACCAGAACAAAUUCACAGAACUUCCAUCUUCGCUUGGUAAUUUGACUUCCUUGAUUACUCUAUACUUGCAUGAAAACAACAUCCAUGGAGGCAUACCUCCGAGUUUGGGCAAUUGUCAUAGCUUAUUGACAUUACUCCUUCAUAAAAAUAAUCUCAAUGGUUCAAUACCCCUUGAAAUUAUGAGUCUCUCAUCCAUUUCAACAUUCCUCACGUUAGAUCACAAUGCACUAACCGGUUCUCUUCCAUCGGAAAUUGGGUCUUUGAAAAAUCUUGGAUACAUGGAUGUAUCCUAUAAUAGAUUAUCAGGACCCAUACCAAACACUCUGGGUAGUUGUUUGAGUCUGGAAUGGCUUAAGUUGGAGGCCAAUUCAUUUGAAGGAGAGAUACCUCAAAGUUUGAGCAUGCUGAGGGGUUUAAGAGGGUUGGAUAUUUCGUGCAACAAUUUGUCGGGGCAAAUCCCAAGUUAUCUAGGUGAGCUUCAACUUGAUAUCUUGAAUUUGUCUUUUAAUAGGCUACAUGGACAAGUUCCACUACAAGGAGUGUUUCAAAAUGGGAGUGCAAUUUCAGUUGUUGGAAAUAAUGAACUAUGUGGAGGUACUGCAGAAUUAGACCUUCCUUCUAGUCCAUCCUCCAAAUCAAGCAAGAAUAAGCUAUUUCACAGGAUGAAAGUGAUCUUGGUGGUGGUUGUUCUUGUGAUAUUUUUAUCUUUGUUUGUCAGCUUCUUUAUAUUUCUUCAACGUUGUCAUGUUUCAAAAAAGAAGACCUCUAGCACGUCCCCAAUCAUGCAUCAAUUUUUUAGGGUUUCUUAUGCAGAGCUUCUCAAAGCCACCAAUGGAUUCUCAGAGGCUAAUCCAAUUGGUGUUGGGAGCUAUGCUUUAGUUCACAAAGGAAUUCUUAAUCAAGUUCAGAUGGUUGUGGCAGUGAAGGUACUCAAUCUUCAGACCACAUGA
Molecule: messenger RNA, 2295 nt
Organism: Camellia sinensis
Lineage: Eukaryota; Viridiplantae; Streptophyta; Magnoliopsida; Ericales; Theaceae
Source: RefSeq, a predicted model, not a curated record